Molecule: messenger RNA, 1161 nt
Organism: Eimeria mitis
Lineage: Eukaryota; Apicomplexa; Conoidasida; Eucoccidiorida; Eimeriidae
Exons: 4
Coding region: 1-1161 (386 amino acids)
Biological process (GO): prolyl-tRNA aminoacylation
Cellular component (GO): cytoplasm
Molecular function (GO): proline-tRNA ligase activity; ATP binding
Source: RefSeq, a predicted model, not a curated record
AUGCCAGGCGGUGCACACGUAGGAGGGGGAUACAGCACAUAUUCUGGCGAAGAGCGUCUCUCGUCUCACGAAGAGAGUGCUUCUCCUGGGGGAUUGGCGCCUAGUACCUCUUCAGGGAUCAAGCGAAGUUCAGCCCCACCGGCUGCGACGAGGGGCAACGACUCGCCAACCGUUUCCCUGGCAUGUGACGACAGGGAAAAUGCUGCGUUUGCUGCGGGACAAUUACUCGAGAAGGCCCGCCUGGUGCAGACUACUGCUUCCGGAUUCUUUUGCAUUUUACCGUUGGGGUUCCGCGUGCUCAAGAAAAUUGAAGCUGUCUGUCACCAAGAACUUGCAGGGACGGCCUCACCUUUGUCUUUCCCAAACAUCAUGCCGAUACAUUGGCUGCAGAAUUCAGAUCGAGUCCGCGCGUUCGGCCCGUCUCUCUACAGGGUGCAAGAUCGUCGUGCCCGGCAGUUUUUUUUGCCCCCAACGUCUGAGGAAGCAGCGGCGUGGCUGGCGGCAAGUGGCAUCCGAAGCCAUAGAGAUCUCCCACAGGUUUUCUACCAGAUAGGUCCAAAGUUCCGAGAUGAAGCCCGCCCCAGGGCGGGGUGCCUCCGCGCUCGUGAAUUUGUCAUGCUAGAAGUAUAUUCCUUUCACAAAGACGCACUGUGCAGAGAAACUACUUACGAAAAAAUGGAUGCCUGCUUCCGUCGUAUACUUACACGGGUGCGCAGCAUUCUAGGAAGUGACCAGGCAGCACCGGGACCGGAUCUGCCAGACGGAAGCGGAAAUGGUGCUUACCCUAGAUAUGCGGAAGGCUCCCAAAUCAGCUCGACUUUGGAGCCUGCCGCACGCUGGAACGAUGGCCGCCGCACGGCCCGCUUAGGCCAGGCCUUGUUCAGAAUACUGCAUAAGUCUGCGGCAGAAGCAGGGGGCCCUGCGGACGUUUUCUUUGACGAUCGGCAAGGCCUUACGCUUCGUCAAAUGCAGUCGCAUGCAGAUCUCGUGGGAAUUCCCCAUCAGCUUAUCAUAAAAGAGGACUUGUUGAGAGCGCCGGGCAAGGCUCGCGUGCUCUACAUCUCACGCGUAACCGGUAAGGCGGACAUCUUGCCGCUUAGGGCCGCCUUGAACAGGCUAAAAAACACUCUCUUUGGUGUGGCGAUGUCUAGCAGACGGUGA